AUGGCUACUGCAGCCACGUACCCUCAAGGAACCUCGCUUGAUAUCCGAGUUGAGGAUUUCUUGGAUGAUAAACUCCAGUCUUUCGAUGAUAUCGAGGAACUGGACACACUUCUUGAGAAUGUCGAGCUUCAACGCAAUCAGCUGCAAUCGCAGCUAGACACAGCUGUCAAAGAGCUCGAGGAGACCCGGCGCACAGCCGACGACCGCCAAGGCUCGCUCACCGCUCGUAUACAGGAGUUCCAAAAGCUUCAGGAGAGCAUUGAUCUCCGUGCCCAGAUCUAUGCUGCCUCGGACGCACCCGAUCAGGCCAUCGAGCGCCUCAAGUCGCCUAUGAACAAGAUCAAGGCUGUCGAGCGGGCCCAAAAUUAUCUUAUUCUGUUGCAAGAUACUGAGAAGCUGCGAGCAGAAGCAAAGUCAUUUCUGCCUCAAGAUCCCAAGGGUGCAUUGGAACCUUAUAUCAAACUGAAGCAACAUGUGCUCAAGUUGCAAGACCUACCAGGCCAAGAGGGUUUACAUCUUGUCGCCUACGCCGAGAAUGUGGCCGGCUCGCUUUGGGAUGACAUCAAAUCUACCAUGUCCGGUGAACUCGAGGAAGUCUUGAAGAAGAGAAAAUGGCCGCGGGUCGAAACGGAUCUACAGAUGGACGAAGAAUGGAUCAAUUGCAUUGAAAAACUUAUCGAUUUGCAAAAGCCAGAGAUAGCGCACACCGAUAAGCUCGUCACACUGUUGCCAUUCGAGAUCAUGGCUUCGAUCUUUGUUUCCGAAUUCCGUUUCCACUUCCUUAGUGACAAACCGACAAGCGGUCCGCAAGCAUUUGGAACACAUUGUCUUCCGUGGUUCAUCGCACUUGUUGAGAAAUGGGAGGACUUCUUCCGAGACAACCUCGGCUACCUCCUCGCGGAGAAGUUCCAAGAUACCGCCGUGGCAACCAAUUUGGCUUACAUCGAUCCCGUCUCUGCAUUGAUUACUGCUCUAUUGCCAGUGUUAAAAGAGAAGACUUCCCAGGUCGCACUGGAAGCUAUCAAGAGUCCGUCUUUCUUGAGCAGUUUCAUGUCGCAGCUAAUGGCGUUUGACGAGAAUCUUCGUUACAAAUUCAGCUACGACGGUGGCAACGUCGAGAAUGGAUGGUCUGGAUUGACCGCAUAUGUCCUUGACGAUCACUUCGACACGUGGUUCAAGGCCGAGAAAGACUUUGCUCUUGAAAGAUACAAUACCAUUAUAGAUUCACAAGACGCCCGUAACAUAGAUUACGAUUAUGCGUUGCAGGGCAAGAUGAAGCCAACGUAUGCUGCUGUACGAGUCACCGAUCUCCUGCGGUCGGUAACAAGCCAGUACGAGAGAGUCCGCACUUUUAAGCACAAGAUCCGAUUCUUGAUCGGUAUCCAGCUCGAAAUCCUAGAUGCUUAUCAUGAUCGUCUCCGAGACUCGCUCCAGGCUUACCAAAGUAUGUCUACCACCUUUGGUCGCACACUGGCUGCGAACAAGGAGGACCUUGCCAUCUUAGAAGGCACGGGCGUGUUUGAAGUUCUGUGUAAGGUUAUCGGCAGCGCGGACCACAUCGUCAAUACCUUAAAAGACUGGAGCAAUGAAGAGUUCUUCGUCUCCCUAUGGGAUGAACUACAAACUCGUGCCUUGCAUAGAACCAGCCAGGGCAAUAACAUAACCAGCACCAUGAGCUAUGAUGAUGUCAAGGAUCGUACUUCUGCUGCAGUAGGAGAGAAGCAUGAGGACGGGGCCCUCUUCGACGAGACUGCUACUGCCUAUAGUAUGCGACGCAAAGCUGCUCAGGAAUUGCUCGUCGGUGCUCUUGUCGAGUCUCACAACAAGGCUUUCCGUGCUUACACGACCCGCGUUCAAUGGACGACUGUUGGAGAGACAGCCAUUCUUGAUGAGCUUGCCAUUACUCCAGAACUGGAUGAGCCACUUCGUAUCCUCCAACGCAACUUCGAUUUCCUCAUCAAAGCGCUCUCCACUGCUGUUUUCCGCCGUGUCUGGCGUGAAGCUCUCAGCAAGCUUCAAGAUCACUUGUGGUCGACAGUUCUCAUGCGCCAAUCUUUCACCACCUACGGCGCAACACAAUUUCGCCGCGAUGGCGUCGCUUUGGUUGCCGUUGUGGAACGCUAUAUCCCCAACGGUUCUUCUAUUCUCGAUAGCUUGACCGAGGGCAUGCAGCUGCUGAGUCUCCCAGUCGAAGCCGGCGAGGCGGGCGGAUUGACACUCAAGGAAGCCAGUGACCGAGUAUUCACGGAUAACGAGGAGGCGCGCAAAGUUCUCGAGGAACUGCAUCUCGAGGAAUUGUCACCACAGAGCGCCAGGAAUAUUCUGCAACGUCGUGUAGAGAACAACGAAAAUGUGGGGUGGUAA
Messenger RNA from Fusarium coffeatum, 2364 nucleotides. RefSeq lists its product as uncharacterized. The transcript is spliced from 3 exons. The coding region runs from base 1 to 2364 and encodes 787 amino acids. Gene Ontology annotation, biological process: retrograde vesicle-mediated transport, Golgi to endoplasmic reticulum; endoplasmic reticulum to Golgi vesicle-mediated transport; regulation of ER to Golgi vesicle-mediated transport. The record is from RefSeq and is a predicted model, not a curated record. Lineage: Eukaryota; Fungi; Ascomycota; Sordariomycetes; Hypocreales; Nectriaceae. Gene Ontology annotation, cellular component: Dsl1/NZR complex.